This is a messenger RNA of Aspergillus viridinutans, 1386 nucleotides long. RefSeq names its product FAD-binding oxidoreductase. The transcript has 6 exons. NCBI's taxonomy places the organism in Eukaryota, Fungi, Ascomycota, Eurotiomycetes, Eurotiales, Aspergillaceae. Bases 1 to 1386 code for a protein of 461 amino acids. Gene Ontology annotation, molecular function: FAD binding; oxidoreductase activity. The record is from RefSeq and is a predicted model, not a curated record.
AUGAAUCUAAAGGAUAAACUGAAGACAUUGGACAAGGUUCUCAAUGAAGGGGCAUCAAUUAACUUCCCUGGCGAUCCCGAAUUCUAUCCAAAUACCAUUCGGUGGAGUGAGUAUGCGGCACCCCGGCCAGGCGCAGUGAUCAACGUAGCGACGGAAAGCGAUGUCCAAAAGACAGUCCAAUGGGCUAUCCACAAUGAUGUUGAAUUCCUCGCUCAAACUGGCGGUCAUGGAUGGACAACAUCAUGGAAUCUCGGAGAUUCUGGGAUUUUGAUCAAUCUGAGAGGUUUAAACAACGUGGACGUAAACCUCAAAGAGGGAUACGCCAUAAUUGAAGCCGGCGCUUUGGUUAGCGAAGCGAUCAACGCGGCUUAUGCCGCAAAAGCCCAUAUCGUUGUCGGCAACUGUAACUCCGUCGGCGCCUGUGCUGCGCUGCUUGGUGGCGGCUUCAGUCGAGUGCAAGCCAACUAUAGUAUGUCCAUUGACAACGUGAUAUCACUCCGGCUCGUCACUGCCAAGGGGGAUGUGAUUACUGUCUCUUCCACCGAAAACGCCGAGCUUCUUUGGGGUUUGAAAGGAGCCGGACAUAACUUCGGCAUCGUGACGGCGGCGAAAGUCAACGCAUUUCCGCAAAUCAACGACGGCAUACACUGGGAAAGCACCAUGAUCUUCCUCCCAGACCAUAUCGAAGAAGUCACUCAGACCAUCAAUGAUCUUGACAUGGGAGAAGGAAUGGCAAUCCAUUACGCUUUCACCGGUCUGCCACCAUUUGGAUUCCCGGCAGUCAUGCUGGAACUGUGGUAUGCCGGUACGCCUUCGGACGCGCAAAAGGCCUUUGCUCCCAUCCUCAACCUGCGUCCUAUCUACCAGCAUAGCUCGCCAACGCCGUACAACGAGAUAAACGCGCUUCUCGACCGCGGCGAAUACAAAGGCGGCCAGAAGCCGACAUGGUCCGUCGCUCUGGAGAAACUCGACCCUGCGGCAGCGCGGGAACUCUGGAAACACUAUCUGGACUUUCGCCUCCAUCAUCCAUCCGCCAAGGACUCGGUCGUCAUGUUCGAAUGCUACGCCUUUGGAAAGGUCCGCCAGGUGCCGGAUGAGAGCACGGCUUUCCCAUGGAGAGCUUUAAACUUUCACGUCUGCGGCUCUCUUUUGUACUCCGACCCCAAAAUUGAUGAAGCGGCCAACGUGUGGGGCCAGGAGUUCCGGCAGAUCUUGCGAGAGGCGUCUGGUAUGCGAGAGAAUAAAGUAUAUGUCAACUACGCCACGGGCAAUGAGCCCAUCGAGGAAAAAUAUGGCUAUGAUGAAAACCGGCUGAAGAGACUGAGAGAUCUUAAAACGCUGUGGGACCCUGAUGGGAGGUUUAGUCACUAUCAUCCCAUUCACUGA